Molecule: messenger RNA, 9926 nt
Organism: Spirometra erinaceieuropaei
Lineage: Eukaryota; Metazoa; Platyhelminthes; Cestoda; Diphyllobothriidea; Diphyllobothriidae
Source: the annotation of a GenBank genome assembly
AUGCAGCUUACUCAGAGGGCCGAUCGGCUUAUGGAGAUGCACGGUAUUUCCAAGUCGUCACUUUCAGCAUUCUCAACUCCCUCAACUACUCCUGCGUCUUCCUUUUCGCAGUUGGAGAUCGGGCUUACCAAGCUGGCCGGUGAUAUAGCUUAUCUCCAGAAGCAAACAGUUUCUCCAUCAUCACGGAGCCAACCGAAGCCGUCCACCCCGCAACUUCAGUCUGCAUAUUCGCCUCGUUUAAACACAGCCGCCACUCGCUGGUAUCACACCACUUUUGGUAUUAAAGCACGUCGCUACAUCACCCCCUGCUCCUUCACCUCCAGGCAGAGCAAACGGGUAAAACGGGUCAACCCGAAGGUCAGUGCAGCCAAUCUUCCCGACGGCUUGAACCCUGGCCGCACAUUUUACGUCCGCUACACCCGGAGUGGCAGACUUUUCUUCGUUGACACUGGUGCCCAGCUAAGUGUCAUUGCACCCACACCAGCUGAUCGUCGGUGACACAAUUCCGACCUUUUCUUACAGGCCGUCAACACAUCGCCGAUUACCCCAUUUGGCACCUGCUCCCUCUCUCUGGACAUCGGUCUCCGGCGUCUUUUCCUUUGGGUCUGCGUCGGUGCUGACAUCUCCUGUGCCAUUUUCGGCUCAGACUUCCUUACCGCUUUCAAUCUUCUGGUCAACUGCCAUCAGUCCCCUCUACACGACAAGACCACCAACCUAACUAUCUGGGGUAUCUCUUCCUCCGACGCUUCCCGUCAACUCGCCAUCUUGGACCCUGAACGUGAGAAUCCAUUUCGGCAGCUGCUCGCCAAAUACCACGGCCUCACUCAUCCCAACUUCAGCGCUUCCUUUUCACCACAUGACGUUGUUCAUCACGUCCGGACCACUGGCCUCUCGUAUUUUUUUCGGUCCCGCCGUCUCGCGCCUGCACGUCGUCCUGUCGUCGAAGCCGAGUUCGAGCAUACGCUUCAGGCAAGCAUCAUCCGUCAGUCGGAAAGCCCAUGGGCCUCACCCCUCCACAUGGUCCCAAAGGCUGCCACUGGUGACUGGCACCCCUGCGGCGAUUACAGGAUCCUGAACAAAGUUACCGCCUCGGACUGCUACCCUGUCCCGCAUCUUCAGUAUUUUGCCGGUGCCCUAUUUGGCAAGUCUGUAUUCUCGAAGAGCGAUCUGGUCCGUGCCUUCCAUCAAAUUCCCAUCGCCCCAGAGGACGUUUCAAAGGCGGCCGUCACCACCCUCUUUGGUUUCUUUGAGUUCCUGCGCUCGCCGUUUGGACUCCGCAACGCCUCCCAGACCUUUCAGAGGUUAGCAGACAGGGUGCUUUGCGGCCAACCAUUUGUCUACGCCUAUACCGACGACCUUUGGUAGCUAGCUCCAUCACUGAUGAACACAUGGAGCAUUUAGCAAAGACGUUUGACCGCCUACAACAAUUUGGCGUUGUCUCCAACCCUUCUGAGCGCGUUUUCGGUGUCCCCCUAGAAUUUCUCGGUCAUCUGGUCGACUCCCACGGCAUGCAUCCUCAUCCACCAAAGGUCACAGCCAUCCGUGAAUUUCCACCUCCUUCUUUCAAGCGUCAACUGCAGCGAUUUCUGGGUAUGGUAAAUUUCUACAGUCGGUCCCUCCCGCACUUUGCCGACACCAUCCUGUCGCUCACGAGCCUUCUCUCGGAUCCCAUAGGUUCGUUCGAGCUGUCUGCAGACGACUUCGCUGCUUUUGACAAGAUGAAGGCUGCCCCGGCCGACGCCACUCUCCUGACGCAUUUUUCUCCCUAUGUUCUCAUUUCCCCAAUGGUUGACGCCUCCAGUAUUGGAGUAGGCGCAGUUCUCUUACAGAACCUUGCAGAUCACAUCCAACCCUCAGCUUUCUUCUCCAGGAAGUUAUCACCUGCCAAGACGCGCUACAGCACAUUUGAACGGGAGCGCCUUGCUGUUUUCCUCGCCGUGGAACACUUUCGGCACCUCCUUGAGGGCAGGAACUUCACUGUGUUAACGGAUCACAAGUCCCUUUCCUUUGCUCUCAAGUCCACCCCCGACAAUCUCCACUCCUGGCAAAUUCGCCAACUGGACUACUUCUUGCAGUUUACUUCAGAAAUCCGCCACAUCUACGGGUCACCCAAUGGGGUGGCUGACGCACUGUCCAGGCCCUCCAUCGCACGUCUCCAAUUUUCUCCUGGGAUUGACCUAGCUGAGGGGGUUGCCAAAAAACUUCGUGAUGAUUCUCCCUGUGACGAGGACGUUUUCGGACUCCAACUCCAAGACCUGCCACUGACUACUGGCAACGGUAGCAUCCUAUGUGACAACUCCACCACUUCCUGCCUUCCCUUUGUGCCGCCGUCCCUCCGUCGCAAGGUCUUCUCCUCCCUAAACAACCUUUCUUAUCCUGGAAGUCGAGCUACCGACAAGCUGGUUUCCGACCGCCUUCUCUGGCGUGGGAUGCACAAGGACCUGAAAGCAUGGACACGGGCGUGUCUCGGACGUCAAGGGGAUAAGGUCCAACGGCACAAAAAAGCUCCCAUCGGCACCUUCCCUACUCCGGAUGCAAGGUUAAGUUAUGUCCACCUGGACAUUGUAGGCACCUUUCCUCUGUCCAAUGGCUGUUCCUAUUUCCUCACAUGUGUGGAUCGAUUCACUCGGUGGCCGGAACCUAUCCCCCUACUUGCCUGGAGAGUGCAUUUGCGGCGACUGCUUUCAGAGCCUUUGUGCACGCACUUCCCCAGCAGUAAAGGUUACCCAACCCAGUCCGUCUUCCCUGACUUCUGAUUUGGGAAUUUUUGUCUGCGGACUACACCACUUCCGACAUACUUAAUUGCGCUUUUUGCUUUGUGCAUGUCGUUUGGUGAACGAUUUCUGCUCCUGGUCGACCGUUUUGGGCGUUAUGGUGAAACCUUUUUUUGCCGUUUAAUAGAGUCACGUAACUGGGUCCGAGAUCUGCGUCAUUGUUCUGCUCUGGUUGGGUGUUGAUGCCUCGGUAUGCUCCUUUUGUUUUUUUUCCGACCUCCCGCCGUAACUGCUUUAGCUAUUAUGCGUUCAUAUUAUCGCGGGUGUCAAAAUCAGCAGUACUUACCAGAAGCUGAACUGAGGGUGGCGGUACGUUAAUUAUUUUGUUUAAAUUGGGUUAUGCGCUACUUUUUAUCGCUGCCAGAAUUAGGAGUGCUUGCUAGAGGUCCAACUGAUGCAACGGCAUGCUGAUUAUCAUGUUUAUACUCGGUGUCGUUAUUCUGGCGCUUGGGUCUUCGCAUAGGUGUUAAGUCUGGACCUGUGAAUGAGUUCAGGUUUUGCAGACUUCUGCUUAAUUGAACGUUUUAUAGUACUAGAUCGGCUUGCAUCUGAGACUGGAAGGCCACUAAGACCUGGUUGUUUUUCAUUUUGACCUAAUAAACAAAAAUAUACUUCAAAGGUGUCAUGGAAGAUUUUAGAUAGUUCACUUUGGCCCAACUGUGAAAAACUUGGCGCCUCGGUGGGAUUUGAACCCACGACAGAAAGGGGAAGGCUUUAGUACGGCCAACGCUCUAGCCACCUGUCCGUGCGUAUUUUUGUGUGUUGGGCUGCUGCUUUUGCCAGUCCACGUGUGUGCAUAUGUCCACUCUGAUGUUAGCGCCUAUGCAUGUACUAUUGUGUGGGUUUAUUUUUGCUUCUUGUGUGAAGUCCUUUUGGCAAGAAUUGCGCGGAUGUUUAGGCCGCACGAUUGUGUAAACUCUCGAAUUGUUGGUGUUGGGCUAAAGGAACAAUACUAUUGAAUCGGCGUUUUGAUCUACCUACGACUUCUGAUGGUACCAAAUGCAUGCGCGAUUCCGUUUGUGGUACGCCUAAAGGUCUGUAAGACUUUGCUAUUCCAGGAUCGGCAAACCAUAGCCCUCGCAGACUGGUGUGCGCUGGCAGUUCUCUUGCACCUGGUCUGCUGCCGGUAGAGGCGCACACCCUCCCUCUGGGUAUGCAGGCCCUCGUCUUUGUGACCCUUUGUGAUGUUGUUGUUGGUUGAAAUCCUAGUCAUUUGGCGUGUGGGUCAGGGAAUGUGGAGUGGAGCGCCAAGGUGCGGGCUCGGCCGCGCCAUCCACCUGCGCCUUCCCCCACCUCCAGUCUUCCUGACUCUGUCUUGACACCGGACUCAGGAGAGAGUGGGGUAGGUGCUGCGCAAGUCUACACUUCCUAUAAACUAAAUCACACGCAUGCCGCUAUGCCUGCUUCACUUUGCUGCGGAGCACACGGUGGACAUCGUCGGCAACGGCGGUCGAACUAUCAAGUUGUUCGUAAAUGUAUUUGCGUUCAGUGACGGGUAAAAAUUCGUAAAAAUGUGAUCGUGUUUCUCGAUGGGGGUUUGCAAACGCAAAAUGACCGAGAUAUCUGCUUCAUUGACUGUAACUUUGACAUCAGUCACUGUUUAUAGUAGGGAGUAUAUAAGGACUAAGGCGUUAUUUUCCCAUAACUUAUAAAUCUAUGUGAUAAUUGACACAAAAUAUACCAAAACCUUCGAAUACUAACUAAUUUGAACUUAUCUUGGGUCUGAGGAUUUAGAAUGGGUGUGCAAAAUUGGGCCGUCAAUCCUUUGACAAUAUGUGUGAAGCCCCCAUCGGUAAGCUUAAGGGGGCAUUCAGAUAUUUCGUCAGCAGUGCUGGAAUACUGCCCGUCUCACAAAUACCGUGUUUAUCUGGGGGCCAUGUGAAACAUAUCUCGGCAGCAUGUUGUUUUGAAGACAUGCAAAGAAACCGCGUCUGUGAAUACGGAGAAUCCUCCCAAAGGGCAUAUACUUCCAAACGUCGAGCCAGAUGGGGCAAUUCGCACCCAAAGACGUUGUCACUUUUUUGAAGGAGGAGACACGAUCGCUGGGACAAGAGCUUUAUUAGCCUGACGUUUCGGGUUCCUCCUCGGACCCAUCAUCAGAAACAAAAGUAGAUACGAGUGGUUCAUGCACAAGGGGCUGCAGUAUUUAUAGGACGCAGUCGCCAUGCUACCGCAUACCUAUGAAUAUUUACGCCUCCUCCCUUCAUCAGAGAUCGUUGCAUUUGGUGUGCUGACUGUUUGAUUGCCGACAUUCGCGUCGUUAAUUGUUGCAAUUUCAUCACGUGCGUUGGAUAUUGGGGUGAUGAUUGCUCAACCAUCUGACCCACCGACCCUGGAGUUGGGAAAAGUGUUCACCUGUGCGGUUCUCGCGUGGCUAAUUACUCCGCCUAGGCGAAGUCUCAACACUGAGUAUGGAAGAGGAAGGUAAUUGCGCUCGUUAAUGGACUGGGGACCAGUAAACCAUGAUUCAAGCAGCUCGCGGCUCACGCGCUUUUCACAUCUUGAGAGAAUUCCCGCCCCGUCGAAUUUGAAUGCUUGGCCGAAUCUCGUCGAAUGAGCCGAAAAAUGAGAGCUGGCGUCAUUUUUACGCACCGCCGCAGCGUGUUCGGCCAUUCGCGUUCGGAGAUGUCUUUCGGUUUCUCCGACGUAGUUGCUUUGUCCGCAACUGCACCAGGUCCGAUAAACGACUCCAGACGUUUCUUGAUGUUGUCACUUCGGGCAAUGUUCAGGUAGCUAGGUUUUCGAAACACAGACUCGGUAGCGUGAGCUUUUUCCAUUCAAGUGCCAGACGGUAAGCAUUUAGAGGCUUGCACACUGCAGAAGGGGAAUAAGUAUUCGCCACACUACAGGCGGCCUUGAACUACAUUCCAGUGGGUUUAGCGUUAGGGUUGGGAGGGUUAGAGUUAUAGUUUGUAGUAGUGCUUGGACACAAUAAUUUAACGCAAGACAACGUGUUCUACAAGGGGGUUCUUAGUCCCGUGUCCAGCUGCUUGAAGGUAUUCGGUGAGGCAGCUAAAACAAGUGUUUAUCACGGUGAUAACGAUAAAACCAGGCAAGAACGUUUGGAUAAAUACUGGCGACAGACCUCAUAAACCUGUUUGCGGAUUUUAGACUUUAGUUGGAUCUGAAGCACAUUACUUGUAUCAGAGACUAUUCACUGGAAUACUGGGAACCAACUGAGUACGAAUACCUCGAGGUUGCGUUACGUAGUUGAAGAAGGUCAUCGGGGGGCAUGUCUAAUUCCUAGUUGGCAUCAGUUUUGUUAGUGUGGGGAUAUCGGUGCUGUGUGCAGCCAUAAAUUGUUUCACAAUAGCUCAAAACUGCAAAGCGCCUGCGCUGUGCACUCAUAGGAAGAAGAGCAGUUGUAACAUAUCGAUAAAAAGCGGAUUAAAAGUGAAACCUAAUUGACUAGGUCUUUUUUACUCUCAAGGGUUUUAAAUAAGGUGCUUGUGUGCUUUGCCGACGGUAAGACGCCUGAUUUCCCCGUAAGCUGGACGGCUAACGCAAUGCUUAACCUCACCCGGUGGGCGUAUAAUCACGUCAGUGUUGUUACGCUCGAAAACACCUAGUCAAUUUACCACAAGACGCUCCGAAAUUGUCCCAGAAAGUUUUCCGCGAUGGGCUCAAGUGGUUUUCUUAGAUAGGUGAGUUUUAAUUCCUGGGAAAGUUUAACCAAUGAAAUAUUUCAAGGUAUGGUUAUGCAAAUGCAAUGUGAGUCACCAAAAGGUCCUAAAAGUCCAGUUUUGAAAUGUUUAUGCGCUUCUGGACCCUCCUCCAUGAGAAUAUGGAUAUGACAAUAAGUUCUGCAUGAAGUAUGCGGGAAAUAUUAGAACCUCUUAAGAAUGAAGUACUUAAGUUAUCUCACAUUCAACAGGAGACGUGUAACGUUCCACGAAUCGGAUUAGUUUGUUUGGAUGAAGUGAACACUUUUUUGGCGCGGAUCCAGAAUGGCUAUGGCGUAACCACCUAUCGGUGGAAAUAGCCGGCACCCCUUCCCCACGUAACCACUGCUCCAUUUUCCCUAAAUUUCAUCGCAACGCCUAUCUCACUCACUCGCUACGUUGGCCUCUUCCACGACCCUGCCCUGCAGCUGCCCACAGCGCUGCACUCUACACCGGUGGUUUAGCAGGCAUUUCAGCGCCACCUCCUCCUGAGGGAAUCCGUCCUUUCUUGUAUCAUUAACUAUUACCACACAUACAGAUUCUCUACUGUGCCUACUACACAUAUUUUUUUUCUCGUCAAACUUUUCCUCGGCCUUGUCUCCUGGAUGGAAGCAGUGACGUGCCUAGCAGACCUCUCGAGCUCGUUCUAAGUCAGGCGUAUCUCCAGUGCUUCACGGACAACGGCACAACCUCCUAGUCAUUUGUAGUGGCCAAUGGAGUUAAGCAUGGCUGCAUUUUCGCGCCUACUAUCUUCAGUCUUAUGUUCUCUGGCAUGCUGAUGGACGCUUGCUGAUAUGGGCGCCCGGAAUACGCAUUGCCUACGGAAAAGACGGGCAUCUUCUCAGCAACAGGCACAAGAAGGCCCGACCGCGGUUAUCUACGACCACGGUCCACGAUCUGCUCUUCGCCGACGACUGCGCGCUCAACACCACGACUGAAAUGGACACGCAAUAACUCAUGGACCUCCUCGCUGCCGGGGUGUGACAACUUAGACUUGACUAUCAAUACGGACAAAACGGUGGUCGUGCAUCAACCGUCACCCAACACGCAACACUGCACCCUUCCUAGAAUCACUGUCGACGGCCACCAAGUCAAAACCGCGUGCAGUUUUGCUUAUCUCGGAAGCACACUUUCCAACAGCACCAGAAUCGACGAUGUGGUUACCCACCGGAUCUCCAAAGUCACCCAAGCCUCAGGCCGGCUGCAGAACUCUGUAUGGAAUCGUCACGGCCCUCAAUCGGAUACCAAACUGAAGAUGUGACAUAAAUGAUAAUGUUCUCACGGACUAACGAAUGAUAUCUCAGGAGCCCUAAGUAUUAAUAACAGUAAGAAAAACCGGUUAGUGAAUAAUAUUGUUAUGCAAAGCGUAAAAUGACCUGACAGCAGAGCACGACAGAGGAGCACGCCAGCGACGCGGGGCUGUCCAACCGUGUUGUCUCCAUCACGUUAAAACAAGCGAUUCAGUAAGAAAAACAUGUCUAAAUUGUCAAAAGUGAAUUAGUCUGGUACCUCGCUACAGAUGUGCAAGGCUGUCGUCCUGACGACACUUCUCUACGGAGCGGAGACUUGGACCGUCCACUCCAACCAUGCAAAGAAGCUCAAUCAAUUCCAUCUCAGCUGCCUUCGCAGAAUGCUAAAACUGAGAUGGCCAGAUAAGAUCCCCGACACGAAAGCCAUAUAACGGAUCCGCGUCCUUAGCAGUCACGCCAUGUGGAGGCGACUGCAACUAAUUGAGAGCGAUCAUCUCGUGAGGAUGUAAAACACACGACUACCGAAACAACUGUUUAAUGGUCUUGUUGCCACCGAUGCUCGCCGGCCCGGAGGACCAAAAUGACGCUACAAGGACACUUUGAAGAAUUUUCUUGAGCGAACGCAUAUCAGUCCAGAGACCUGGGAGAAACCCGCCCAGAAUAGACUGGCCUGCAGAAGAGAAACGAAGACCGGCGUUGCAAUCUACGAAGCAAAUCGGAUCGCCGUCGCCAAAGCCAAACGGAUCGCAGAUCACAAGUUGUUCGCCUCCUCAGUGCCAGUCAUCCCACAUUUCCAACACGUCCGCGCCGCCAACGCGCACUUCUUGCACGAAUCGGUCACGUUGGACACCUUUGGAUCCAAUACACCACCAACCCGACAUCGUCUACCUCUUCCCCUUUUCUCGCCCCUGCCGCAAAACCUGCGCCGACGGCCACCUACGUCACCGCCAUCACACCGUCGCUGCCUCGCCGCCUCCACCAUCCGCCCUGUUCCAGCGGCCAGCACCACCAACAUUACGUCUUCAUGCAAUCCGCCACCGAUGGUAUGACGUCCGACGUCUAAUCAACUUCAAAAAUCACCACAAUCCUCAUCUCCAACGAUGUGGACUCGGUUCAAACCUGUCCUCAUUGAGAUUGCACAUUCAUCUCCCACAUCGGCCUGGUCAGUUACUUGCGAAUCCGCCGCACAAAGACUGGCGAACCAGUGCCUGGAGCACCCACAUACACUCGCAUCCGUCUCCACUGUCCACACUGUCGCCGCGCAUUCACCCACCGCACGGGCCUACUAGGUCAUAUGUGUAUCCAUGACAGCGGAAUUUGCCGCACUACUGACACACCUAGCACUUCUUGCACGCUUACCAUGUCUAGCCCAGUCCACACAACAUCGCCCAGAGCGCCCAAACACAGCAGCUCCAUCGCCGUCACCAUUACAACCGAAACCGACUCUGAUAAUCCCGAUAUAUCCUGCACCCACUAACGCCUUCGAUUGCCUCCAAAGCACAGUUUGGAAUCGUCGCGGUCUCCAACUGAGCACGAAGCUAAAGAUGUACAAGGCCGUCAUCCUGCCGACGCUGCUAUAAGGAACGGAGACAUGGACGGUGUACACAAAGCAGCCACGCCGACUGAACCACUUCCACCUCAGUUGUCUUCGUCGUAUCCUGAGGCUGAACUAGCAGGAUCGCAUCCCCGACACUGAUGUGCUGGAACGAAGGGGAAUCCUCAGCAUCUACACCAUGCUGAGACAAAGGCAGCUGCGCUGGAGCGGCCACCUCGUGCGCAUGGACAACGAGCGACUACCCAAACGACUCUUCUACGGAGACGUCGCGACGGGCUCUCGCCGUCAAGAAGGCCAGAUUCGCUGUCACAAGGACAUUCUGAAGUCCUCCCUGAAGUGUCUGCAAAUCAACCCGACCAACUGGGAAAAGCUCGCACUCGACCGACCGGCAUGGAGGAGGACAGUGAAGACAGACGCUGCGAUCUACGAAGCCAACCGCAUCGCUGCCGCCAAAGUGAUACGCGAAGCCCGCAAAUCCCAACUUCGCCCAGUACGCAACGCCGCCGCACAGCCGCUCCCAACGAGACCUCGAUGUCAACGGACAUUUUGGGCUCGAAUCGGACUUGUUGGACAUCUUCGGAUCAACUGGGCCUCUCGAACUGCACCAACCAUCGUCCCCCCGCUCGCCUCUUCCUCCCCUCCGCCGCCAACUAACUCUGACAAUUCUUCUGAACCACCACUUUAA